AUGCAUACGGAUGGUGGUAACACCAACGAUACUACUGAAGCUGUCUUGAUACCGUCGUCACGCUUUGCAGUCACUCCCACAACAGCCUUGCACAAUGUGGUCGAUUAUCUCCAAAAGAAUGAGUACUUUUCUAAUUGCAAGGUAUUUUAUUCUGACCCCCCUGGUUCCUUUCAAAAUUUGGUGUUUCCUCAGUUUGGGCAAUCCAUCGCUCCCAAUGAGAAAAUCGAGCUUGUGCCAGCCGACGCUGAGAACGGCACGGACGCUUUCAAAUGGAAAUCUCACAACGUCGUCAGUGGAAAUACCAUUACCAACGCCUUCAAGAUUCUCACGCAGAAGAGAUUGACAUUCGAGAAAGUCCCCCGAGAGCUACCCAUUACGACGGGUAUGAAGAUUGGAUUGGUGGUGUAUUGA
Messenger RNA from Seminavis robusta, 411 nucleotides. Lineage: Eukaryota; Bacillariophyta; Bacillariophyceae; Naviculales; Naviculaceae. The record is from the annotation of a GenBank genome assembly.